Molecule: messenger RNA, 1002 nt
Organism: Diaporthe amygdali
Lineage: Eukaryota; Fungi; Ascomycota; Sordariomycetes; Diaporthales; Diaporthaceae
Product: acyltransferase
Exons: 2
Coding region: 1-1002 (333 amino acids)
Molecular function (GO): acyltransferase activity
Source: RefSeq, a predicted model, not a curated record
AUGGAGAAGUUCUCCCAGUUUCGUGACAGAGGCUCCGGCAUCUCUCCCUUCAUCCCAUACAGCGCGCCCUCGAGCACGCCGGCCAAGCUGCUGCAUCUCGGCCUCUUCGUCUUCCGCCUGCCCUUCCUCCUCUCCUACGUGGCCUUCUACUUCCUGCUGGCCCAGCACAUCCCCCUGCUGCCUCAAAUCCUCAACAAGCUGCUAGUCUGGGGCCUCCUCGCCAUCCCCCAGGUCUGGUGGGGCGACCUGCAGCUCGACGGCGUCAAGCGCGGCUCCCUAUCCCAGCAACCGCCGGGGCGCAUGCCCUCCGCGCCGCCCGCCUCCCUCAUCGCCGCCAACUUCACAAGCCCCGUCGACGCCGUCUACCUCGCCGCCGUCUUCGACCCCAUCUUCACAAUCAGCUACCCGCGCAGCCGCAAGGUAUCCAAGGUCGGCCUGUGGGGCGCCAUCUGGCACGCCCUGAGCCCCUCGCAGCUGCGCGCCAGCCCGCCCGCCUCGGGCCUGACCACCAUCGACGCCAUCCUCGCCCAGAACCCGGGCCGCGUCGUCGCCGUCUUCCCCGAGUGCGCCACCACCAACGGCCAGGGCGUCAUGCCCUUCAGCCCGAGCCUGCUGACGGCGCCCGCGGCGGCAAAGAUCUUCCCCGUCAGCAUCCGCUACGCCUCGCCCGCCAUCACGACGCCCGUCCCGGGCGAGUGGGCCAGCUUCCUCUGGCGCCUGCUCAGCCGCCCCACCCACGUCAUGCGCAUCCGCAUCGCCGAGGCCGUCUACAACACCUCCGGCGCCGUCAACGGCGUCGGCGAGGCGUCGGGCGUCGAUAUCCCAGGUCGCUCGGGACUGGGCGCGGCUGGUGAGGCUGACGAGUCCACGAAGAUCACGACCGAGGAGAGACGCGUGCUGGACCGGGUCGCGGAGAACCUUGCGAGGUUGGGCCGGAAUAAGAGGGUUGGUCUGACGAUCGAGGACAAAGCCAAGUUCGUCGAGGCCUGGAAGAAGAAAUAA